This is a messenger RNA of Seminavis robusta, 2418 nucleotides long. The record is from the annotation of a GenBank genome assembly. Lineage: Eukaryota; Bacillariophyta; Bacillariophyceae; Naviculales; Naviculaceae.
GGCCCAUUUCAACAACUCCAAAUGCCCACCUCUGGCAGCAACUGCACAAGUGAAUUCACCCCAAGGGCAACCAUUUCCGUGGGCCCAUUUCAAGACUUCCAGAUGCCCAUUUUCAGCAGCACGAGCACAUGUCCAAAAAUCCCAUGGAAAGCCUUUGCCAUGGGCCCAUUUGAGAACAGCAACAUUUCCAAGCUUGGCUAUGGCUUGGCACACCUGAAAAUGAGUAGGCAUCUUGUUGGUGGAAUCAUCACUGACCCAUAAUUCUGCUGUGGCCUCAUUUUGGAACGCAGCUCUGUAGGUUGUGACUGUGCUAGUUGCUUUGAAUUUUUUACCUUUCCAAUAAUUCCAAACCAUUGGUGGAUCCUCCACAGAAUCACAGUAUGCUUUGUAGAGGUUUUUCAUCUUCUUGUUGACAGCCCCAACAAAGGCAUACUGGCCCACGCCAACAAAAGGAAGGAUACCAUCGAUCCAAACAUCCUUUUGAUUCAAAAGCACUGCACCAGCACUUUCCUGCUUCUUUUUUUUGGUUUUCGGCUCAGAGGACAUGAUGAUGGUGGUGGUGAUGUAGCAACUAGUUGGCUAGCUAGGUAGCUACAGCAAGCGUAGAUGGAAGGCAAGCGAAACAAAGGAUCAAUUCUUUUUGUUGGUUGUGGGGUGUCGGUGUCGGUCAGUAGUGGUUGUCGGUUGACGCAGCAGUUCCACGGUGGCUUGUUGUUUGUCGUCCGGGUUGCAGUGGCUGAUACAGUGGCUGUUACAGUACCACCAGCUAGUACGAGUAUCGGUUGACGUCAAUGUGAGAGUUGUUUUGGGUUGUGCAGCAGUUCCACGGUGGCGUGUUGUUUGUCGACGGGGUUACCAGUUCCGACGUGGGCCGAAGACUUUUUCUUUCACGAUCGGGAGUCACACAAAAGAUCGUAUCUUUUGCCCCCUGUCACCAUGCCUUCUCAUUCCUCUCACACAACCGUCACAUCGACAUCGAUCUUGUUCUUGUUGCUGCUGUUGUUGCUUCGAAAGACUCUCUCUCUUUUUCGUUUCGCCUUACUGAAAUCAAGAUGAACGCCGCUCGUUUUGCCGCUACCCGCAUGGUGGCUCCUGCCGGUGCCGCCACGGCCGUGUGGAUGGGUCAACAGGAACUCGCGUUUGCCAAGGAAGCGCCUGCCGUUGAUCUCAAGAAGGUUCGAGAAUCCGUCAUGGAUCUCAUUGAAAAGGAUGAAGAAGCUCGUGGAGAUGGAACCUCGCUCAAGGGAACGUUCAUUCGACUUGCCUGGCACUGCUGUGGUACCUACAAGGCUGCCGACAACUCGGGUGGUUCCAAUGGAGCCAUGAUGAGAUUCAAUCCAGAAGCCGGCUACGGCAACAAUGCCGGUUUGGAUAAGGCUCGUGCCGUUUUGGAACCCAUCAAGGCCAAAUAUCCCGACAUGUCUUACGCCGAUCUCUACACGUACGCUGGUGUCAUUGCCGUGGAAGAAUCGGGAGGACCCACCAUUGCCUUUCGUACCGGCCGUGACGAUUACGACGAAGCAAAAGCCUCCCAAAAAGCCGAUCCCAACGAUCGUUUGCCCAAUGCAUUUAUGGGUUCCUUUGCGGCGUGUACCGGACAUGUCCGGGCCAUUUUUGGAAGAAUGGGUUUCACCGAUCGUGAAAUUGUCGCCUUGCUCGGUGCCCAUGCCAUGGGACGUUGUCAUACCGAUCGCAGUGGCUUUUGGGGACCCUGGACCAAUGCCGAAACCACAUUCUCCAAUGAGUACUACCGAUUGUUGAUUGAAGAACGAUGGUCGCCCAAGGUCACUCAUAACGGAAAGCCGUGGACUGGCCCCGACCAAUUCGAAGAUUCGACGGGCAAACUCAUGAUGUUGCAGUCCGAUAUGAUCCUCUUGUCCGAUCCUGAAUUCAAAAAGUACGUCGCAAUGUAUGCCAAGGACGAAGACCUCUUUUUCAAGGAUUUUGCCAAGGCAUUCGCCAAACUUCUAGAGUUGGGUGUCCCCUUUGCGUCCGUCGCCCAGCCCUGGUACAAGUUCUGGUAAACAUUGGCAAUGACAAUACAGGAUCGAUUGGAUCGGAACGACGAGAGUGACAGUGUGAACAUUAUUCAUUCAUUUCAGUGAGUGGAGACGUAGCCAUGCACUUGGCUACGUGACCUUUUAGAACAUUAGUAGCAGGAAUAGUGAAAUCAUCAAUCAAUGCGUUCUCCUAACGUGAUACAUCUUACACAAGCUAGCUAUCAUACCAGCUAGCAUGUACCCGUAGGGCAACAUCCUUUCAACCGUGCGCUGGCUCAACAGCAAGAGUCACUAUGAAUCUUCCAUCCCUUCUGCACAGGCUGCGGUUCAUCCUCCGAGCGAAGAGUCGAAAGGAAGACAGUGUCCAACCUUCCGACGUGCCAGCCAGGGCAUGUACGCUGAUGAUCUUCCAGUACAA